This is a messenger RNA of Schizosaccharomyces octosporus yFS286, 1616 nucleotides long. Its product is annotated as translation initiation factor eIF5. The coding region runs from base 309 to 1460 and encodes 383 amino acids. Gene Ontology annotation, molecular function: eukaryotic initiation factor eIF2 binding; GDP-dissociation inhibitor activity; translation initiation factor activity. Gene Ontology annotation, biological process: formation of cytoplasmic translation initiation complex; translational initiation; formation of translation preinitiation complex. Gene Ontology annotation, cellular component: cytosol. The record is from RefSeq and is a predicted model, not a curated record. The transcript has a single exon. NCBI's taxonomy places the organism in Eukaryota, Fungi, Ascomycota, Schizosaccharomycetes, Schizosaccharomycetales, Schizosaccharomycetaceae.
GACCUUCAGCCAUAUUCCUAAGCACCAGAAAAACACAUACCUUUGGAAAAAUAAUAACCAAAGGAAUUUUCAUGUUUGAGAUAUCGAAAAAAAACAGAACAGUGCUGUUUAGUAAAGUUUACGAAGUGGCCACCUAAAGGAGCUUCGAAUACCUGAGUUAUUAUUAUUAAAGGAUAAGUGACUUGUUAUGCGAUUUCAAAUCAGUAAAUAAGUCACGAGCACCGACCGCUGUCAAAAAAAUUAAGUUGAGCUAACUUUGUAUUACCGGAAAAGAAAAGAAUUAUUCUGAAUUAGACUGAAACGAUACCAUGGCGACUAUUAAUAUUAGACGUGAUGUUAAGGAUAGCUUUUAUCGUUACCAAAUGCCGAAGCUACAAUCUAAGAUUGAAGGCAAAGGUAAUGGUAUCAAAACGGUCAUUCCCAAUAUGACCGAUGUUGCUAAAGCCUUGGGAAGGCCUCCUUUGUAUUUAACCAAGUUCUUUGGUUUUGAACUUGGAGCGCAGACUACCAUUGUCGCUGAUAUGGAUCGUUACAUCGUUAACGGAGCACACGAUGCUGCCAAGCUUCAAGACUUGUUGGAUGUUUUUAUUCGUCGUUUCGUUUUAUGUGCUUCUUGCCUAAAUCCCGAAACAGAAUUGAGCAUCAAUAAGAAGGAUCAAACCAUCACUUACGACUGCAAAGCAUGUGGUUAUCGUGGAGAAAUCGACGGCAGACACAAGCUUACGGGUGUUAUUGUGAAAAAUCCACCUGCCAAAAAGUCCCAUAAGCACAAGAAGGCUUCCGGUCAUGGAGAGGAAGAUGAUGCUGCUGAAGAUGAGCUUACCCGUCGUAUUCGUAAGGAAGCUGCCGAAUUGCCUACUGCUGAAACAAUCAAUGAGGAAGAUUGGGCUGUUGAUACAAGUGAGGAAGCUGUGCGUGCUCGUGUUCAAGAAUUAGAAGGUAAUAUUGAAAAUGUGCUCUCUUUGAAUGAUUCACGUGGAGAGGAUGACGAAGCCGAUGCUCGUUAUGAUGAAUUUGGUCAAUGGUUGGAGUUACGACUUCCCAUGUCUGACGUUGACAUUUACAAAAAAAUGAAGGAAGAAAAUAUUCAUCAUAAGAGUAAGGCAAUUGCUGUCUUAGUUCAACGUAUUAUUCGCCCUCCCUUCGUAGGUCAGUUUGAAAAACAUGCUGCCCUUUUCAAAAAGCUUUGCAACAGUGAUAAGCACGAGCGAGCUAUUUUAGGAGGCUACGAACGUCUCAUUGAGUCGACGAAGCUUCAGCACCUGGACUCUGUAUCUAAGGUUUUAUUAGAAAUCUAUGAAAGCGACUUGGUUUCUGAAGGAACCUUAGAGAAAUGGGGCGCUAAACCUAGCAAAAAAUACGUUAGCCGUGAAACUAGUAAGAAGAUUCAGGAAUCCGCUCGUCCUUUCUUGAAUUGGCUUGCUGAAGCCAGCGAUGAAUCUGAAAGUGAAGACGAGUAAACUUUGAUCAAUUUAAUUGGUCUUUUGGAUUUUUACAAAAGUUUAGGUUUUUCAGGCUCACCCUAAGUACUGCAAAAUAAGAUAGGAAUAUUGCUCGAUUACUCCUAGCAAAUACUAUUUUUUUAUCAUUGCACAUUAUAUAGUAGAUUGUAUAUU